AUGUUCGGCUCGCGGUGCAGCACGCAUUACGCAGUCGGCGACAUGCAGCUCCACGUGGCAGUCCUGGUGUGUGUCGGCGUGCUGUGCGCCACGGCGGCGGCCAGCACGUGCGACGGCGAGAGCAUCCUGAAGCUGAUGAGGGACGCGUGCGUGGUACGCCGGAGGCGCGACGCCUCGCCCGGAGAGCGGGCGGCGGGGGAGGAGCAGCUUGUGCUGCCGCGCGCCGGGCGCCUGCCGCACGGCCUGCACGACCAGUUCUGGGAGAGCCUGCUGGAGCUGGCCGACUCCGAAGAGAAGACGGUGCUGUCGCGCGCGCUGCGCAAGAGCUCCAAGUUCCACCAGCUGAUCAGCGUCUGCUGCCGGCGAACCUGCACCGCCAAGGACUUCCGCGUGCUGUGUGGGCCUCCACGCAAGACGUGACCGCUCUAUAUUUCCUCGCCUGGAGGUGUAUUUUCUAGUCACCUUUGUAAAGUACUCUUUAACAAAUAA
Schistocerca gregaria is the source of this 489-nucleotide messenger RNA. RefSeq lists its product as uncharacterized. The transcript is spliced from 3 exons. The coding region runs from base 1 to 420 and encodes 139 amino acids. Lineage: Eukaryota; Metazoa; Arthropoda; Insecta; Orthoptera; Acrididae. The record is from RefSeq and is a predicted model, not a curated record.